Messenger RNA from Schistosoma haematobium, 2867 nucleotides. RefSeq lists its product as uncharacterized. Bases 35 to 1831 code for a protein of 598 amino acids. Gene Ontology annotation, molecular function: protein binding; glutaminase activity. Gene Ontology annotation, biological process: L-glutamine catabolic process. The record is from RefSeq and is a predicted model, not a curated record. The transcript is spliced from 13 exons. Lineage: Eukaryota; Metazoa; Platyhelminthes; Trematoda; Strigeidida; Schistosomatidae.
AUAAAGCGCGCGAAUCGAACAUAUAACCGUUUCAAUGAUUUUCCGUGGUUUUAGACUGACCUACUUCUAUGGCAAAAACUGUGGACGCAUUAAACCAUGGAUAAAGGAAAAAUGUGCCAUAAAUUUAUGUAGAACUACGAGAAGUUUACACACUUUGAAUGCUGCAGCCUCAAAAUAUAAAAACAUUGAGUGUGGAACGACGGGAAAAAAUAAAAUACAGAACCGUUAUCAAAUAGGCGUUUAUGAUUAUGUAUUCGAUUUAGUUAAAAAGGAUGAUAGUGACAUAAUUGAUAUUUAUGAUUUAAUUGAAUUAAUGAAUAAAGCUGGUAUAUCAUUGAAUGAUCCAAGAUUAGCAAAAUUUACAAAAGCAUUGAAUGAAUUACAAGGUAAUAAAAUCAAUCGAAAUGUUCUACAAAGUAAAUCAUUAACGUUGGAUAGAGAAACAUUUCGAAUUGUAGCAAAAGAAAAUCUUCAUAUGUUAUUACGCAUUAUGACAAAUGAUUUUUGUAUACCAGAUUUUGAAUCAUUUGCAAGUGAAAUUCAAACAGUUUUUAAUUUAUGCAAAGAAAAUACAAGUGGUCAAGUAGCCAGUUAUAUACCAGAAUUAAAAGAAAUGAAUCCGAACUAUUGGGGUUUAUCAUUGUGCACUGUAGAUGGACAACGCUUAUCCAUGGGUGACAGCACUAUCCCAUUCACAAUACAAUCUAGUAGUAAACCAAUUACAUAUGCAUUAGCUUUGACCGAUUUAGGUCCACAACAUGUUCAUCAAUAUGUUGGCUAUGAACCAUCAGGAUUACCAUUCAAUCAAAUUUCUUUAAAUCAUAAAAAUAAACCACAUAAUCCCUUAAUAAAUUCCGGAGCAUUAGCUAUUUGUAGUAUACUACAACCAAAUUUAAAUCCUUCAGAACGUUUUAAAUAUGUUGAAAAUAAAUUCAGUCAAAUGGCUGGUGGAUUACCAAUGGGAUUUAAUAAUGCUGUAUUUUUAUCAGAACGUGAAACAGCUGAUCGUAAUUUUGCUAUUGCAUAUUAUAUGCGUGAAAAUAAAUGUUUCCCGCCAACUUUUGAAUUACGUGAAUUAAUGGAUUUUUAUUUUCAAAUAUGUUCAAUUGAAGUCACUUGUGAAUCAGCUGGUAUUAUGGCUGGAACAUUAGCAAAUGGUGGUAUUAAUCCAUUAACAAAUGAAACUGUAGUAAGUGCAGCUGCAGCACGAGAUACUCUAUCUGUUAUGCAUUCAUGUGGAAUGUAUGAUUAUUCAGGACAGUUCGCAUUUAAGGUUGGUUUGCCAUGUAAAUCUGGUGUAUCCGGUAUAAUCAUGGUAGUCGUGCCUAAUUUACUUGGUUUAGCUGUCUGGUCACCGCCGAUUGAUAGACAUGGGAAUUCAGCGAGAGGUAUACAAUUCUGUCAAGAACUUGUUCAUAGAUUUAUCCUUCAUCAUUAUGAAAGUCAUUUACAUUAUGAUAAAAAAAUUGAUCCACGGAAACCACGUGAUUCUUAUCGAACAGAUGCAGUUACUACAUUAUUAUUUGCUGCUAGUAAUAAUGAUUUAUCAACUUUGAGAAGAUGUUUUAUUCAUGGAGUAGAUUUUAAUUCAAUUGAUUAUGAUGGACGUACUGGUUUACAUGUAGCUGCUAGUUGUGGUUCAUUAGAUGCUGUCAAAUUUUUUAUUGAAGUUUGUGGUGUAACACUUAAUUCAAUUGAUCGUUGGGGAAAUACACCAUUAACUAAUGCGAAACAAUUUGGUCAUGAACAAAUUGUUGAAUAUUUAGAAAAUAAAUAUUCAAUUUAUUUAGAUAAAGAAGAUAUUACAGAAUAUGGACAUGAUGUUGCGUAACCAUGGUAACAGUAACAGGGAGAAAAGGAAUUAGUUGAAACUUUGAAUAUCGUAAAAGUAAGAAUAAGACAAAUCAAUAAUUCCAGAAUCAUUCAUCCAUGGAUACCAAAGUGUGUAAUCCAAUAAAUAUCCUCAUUGAAUUCGAUUAUUUCUAUGAGAAUUGUUUAUUUACUUUUUGUUUUCAAAUUUAUUCAUCCAAAUAAUAAUAAGAAGAAUAAAAAAGAACCUAAUUAAACAUUAUUAUUUUCCUUAAAUCUGUUUUUAUUUAUUAUUUUCUGAUUGUUAUACUAUUACUACUGUUACUAUGACUACUAUUGUUCCCGUGACUGAUACGAUUACUACUAUCACUAUUACUACUACUGUUACCAUUAUCACUACCGUCACUAUUAUUACUAUCACUACCACUAUUAUUAUUAUUAUUAUUACUAAUCAUGAUAGCAAUAUCAUGAUUAUAUUUCUUAAAUGAUAUUAGUAUUUAAUUAAAGUGACUAAAAGAUCAUCUAAUAUAAUUUCAAAGUAUUUUAUAUUUGACUUUCGAAAAUAAAUUAAAUGUGUAUUUAUCCUAUUUCUAAUAAGAUUUUAUGCAUUUAUGUAUCAUAAAUUAGAUUUUACUUACAAAAUUAACUUACUUACUUACUUACUUAUUCCUGUUACCCUCUCAAGUGGUGCAUAGACUGCGGAUCAGCAUUUUUCAACCCACUUUGUCUUAGACCUUCCUUCUUUCUAGUUCUAUUCAAUUAUUGUUUAUUCUUUCUUAUAUCUAUCUUAUUCUUCUAAAAAAAUUUAAUGAAAUAAUAAGAAAUGAAUUCAGUUAACAAAUAUGUUACCCUAUUCAAAAUCAGUUGAGUUAUUUAUAUUCUUUAACCUAGGAAUAUUGAACAUCAUAAUAGUUACAUGUUGGAGUCAGUUAGUCAUGUGUAAUGUAGAAAGUGGAGCACUUAUAUCUCGGUUCAAGUUCUUACACCUUAUUAUCAACAUGAAUCUCAAGAGAAAAUAGUGACGAUAUCAGUAUUAGAGAAAAAAAUAUUAGUAAUAG